Molecule: messenger RNA, 1952 nt
Organism: Erinaceus europaeus (western European hedgehog)
Lineage: Eukaryota; Metazoa; Chordata; Mammalia; Eulipotyphla; Erinaceidae
Gene: FAM151A
Product: family with sequence similarity 151 member A
Exons: 8
Coding region: 137-1897 (586 amino acids)
Source: RefSeq, a predicted model, not a curated record
CUUGCAGGAGCUAGAUCACCCUGAGGGAGGUUAGGAGAUACCAAAAGGCCUGGGUCCUCCCACCCCUCAUCCGUGAGUCCUGGGAGCCUCCAGGGACUGCGUAAGUGAAGAGACAAUUUGGAGUCAUUCUACAGCCAUGUCAGGCAGUGCUUGCAAGAAGGCCUUCUCGAAGAGGCAUGUCAAGUGGAUCCUUGCCGGUGGGUCUAGUGUGCUUCUGGUGGUCUUCAUCUGCUUGAUGGUGGCCAAACUGAACUCACGAGCGUGUGUGCAGCCUGGGGCCUGCAGCGUGGAUGCAGACAUGCUGGAUUACCUGCUGAGCCAGGGCCAGCUCAGUGGCCGGGACGGCCUGCUGGUCACAUGGUACCACGCCGCCAACAGCCGUGCCGAGAUGGAGGCCGCUCUGAACAGCGACGUCAUGGUGUUGGAGGCGGAUGUCACUGUAGAAGGGUUCGGCACAGUCAACGAGACGGAGGUCCCCAUCAUGGCCCAUCCCCCACUCAUCUACAGCGACAACACCCUGGAGCACUGGCUGGAGACCGUGCUGGCUUCUUCUUGGAAGGGAAUCAAGCUGGACUUCAAGAGCCUCAAAGCUGUGGGUCCCUCCCUGGAUCUCCUGAAGCAGCUGACCCAGCAAGGGAGAGUGCAGAGGCCUGUGUGGAUCAACGCCGACAUCCUGAAGGGUCCCAAUGUGCCCCUGUCCGUGGAGGUCAACGCCACACAGUUUCUGGCUUUGGUGCAGGAGAAGUACCCCAAGGCCACCCUGUCUCCAGGCUGGACCACCAUGUACCUGCCACCAUUCCUGAAUCACACGUACACUCGGGCCAUGGUGGAGAAGAUGCAGGAGCUGGUGGGAUCCCUGCCACAAAGGGUCACCUUCCCUGUGCGGGCCAUCCUGCUGCGAGCUGCCUGGCCCCACUUCAGCUGGCUGCUGGGCCAGUCUGAGAGGUACAGCCUGACGGUGUGGCAGAGCUCCCCAGAGCCCGUGAAGGUGGAGGACCUCCUUUAUAUCCGGGACAAUACUGCCCCCCAUCAAGUCUACUACGACCUCAUGGAGCCUGUCAUGUCGCAGUUCAAGGAGCUGGCCUUGAACACCACUCGGGAGCGAGUCUACUACACCGGGGGCAGCCUGGUCCCCAGUCUCCAGGCUCCAGGGGAUGAUGGUCUGAAUGUGGAGUGGCUGGUCCCUGAAAUCCAGGAAGGAACAGCAACAGUUCAGUUUCCAGACAGGGAAGGCAUGAUCCUGCUGGACGUCGGCCUCCAGAGGCUUGCAGCUGGGGCCCCUGUGCCCAUCGUCCUGGCCUCGGGCAGCCCUGCCCUGACUCUGGAGUCAUGCCUGCUGCAGCUAGCCACACGGUGGGAGCGCUGGGGUGUCCAUCUGUACAUAUCUCAGCCCCCUGCUCUCCGUCCCACCCUGACCCUGCUGGCACGACUCUCCACCCUGGGAAAGCUGUCCCGGCCUGUGUGGGUGGGGGCCACCAUCUCCCAUGGCAGUUUUGCUGUCCCUGGCCACAUGGAGGGUGGAGAGCUGCUCACGGCUGUGGCCGAGGUCUUCCCCCAGGUGACAGUGGCGCCAGGCUGGCCCGAGGAGGUGCUGGGCCAAGGUUAUGGGGAGCAGCUGCUCACAGACAUGUUGCGGCUAUGCCAGGGCCUCUGGCAGCCCGUGUCCUUCCAGCUGCAGGCCAGGCCACUGGGCCAGAGCACGGCUGGAGUCGUGGCCAGGCUGCUGGAGGCCUCCCCCAGGGCCACUGUGGUGGUAGAGCACAGCCCUAAGAGGGGCAGCUUCACCUCCGUGCGGACAGCGCUGCUGGCAGCCAGGGCCGUGGACAGGACUCGAGUCUACUACAGGCUGCACCCAGGGUUCCGGGAAGACUUGCAGGCAGCAGCCAGCAGAGACUGACCACCUCUGUCCCUUCUCCCAGGGGUCUGGUGGGGAAUAAACGCCUCUGUCUGCA